Xyrichtys novacula (pearly razorfish) is the source of this 219-nucleotide messenger RNA. The record is from the annotation of a GenBank genome assembly. NCBI's taxonomy places the organism in Eukaryota, Metazoa, Chordata, Actinopteri, Labriformes, Labridae.
AUGUCUCUCAGGGAGACUUCAAGCAGACGGACACAGUUCAUGACACCAGAUCAGCGUUCAUCUCCCACAAGCCCACAGACGCAGACUCUGCACUACAGCCAGCAGGUGAGCAGUGUUAGCGACAAGGAAACAGCAGAGGAAGUUGAUCAGAGGAGGCAGCCGCAGCGACGAUUACCAGCAGAGUCGACGAACAAGAAGAAAACAACGAGUCCGCUUUGA